AUGGACUGCAAGAAGUUCAUCCAGAUGGUGGAGGAGAAGAAGAGAAAACUUCUGGAGAAGAAAGAAGCUCCUCUGAAAUGGCAGCAGAAGCUGGAGGCUGCUGCAAACGCUACGGAGACCAAAGAAAAGAAGUCAAAGGGCAGUAAGCGAAAACACAGGGGUGCCUCUGAAUCUAGCUCUGAAAGUGAUACUAGCUCUGAGGUGAGAAGAAAGUCUAGAAGAAGUCACAGCAAGCACCGAAGACAUGCACACGUUGAUUCAGAUGACAGUGAUAGGAGGAAAGAGAAGAGAUCCAGGAGGCAUAGGAGAAGGUCCUCAAGUCCAAGCGAUGAUAGCAGUGACGAGUAUGAAAGCGGGUCAGAGGACGAGCUCAGGAGGCACCACCGUAGACACAAGUCGCAUAGCUCAAGACAGACUUAUGGUGAUGACAAUGCCGAAGAUGUGAGAAGAAGACAUGUGAAGCAUCACAGGCACAGUGAGGUGGUCACUUCAAGUGAUAGCGAGGAAGAGAGAGGAAGAAGAAAACGUGGCAAGUAUCACAGGCGCAGCAGAGGUUCAGCCUCAUCCAGCGACUCGGAGGAUAGCGGGAAGAGUAGAAAGAGAAGGCAGCGUAAAAGGCCUCGAUCGGUAGAGUCUUCAAGCGAGGAAGAGGGAGAAGUGACAAGGACAAGGCAUUCGAGAAUUGAGACUGAUGAGAAAUGA
Molecule: messenger RNA, 702 nt
Organism: Microthlaspi erraticum
Lineage: Eukaryota; Viridiplantae; Streptophyta; Magnoliopsida; Brassicales; Brassicaceae
Source: the annotation of a GenBank genome assembly